Nomascus leucogenys (northern white-cheeked gibbon) is the source of this 7575-nucleotide messenger RNA. It is a transcript of the gene AGL, whose product is annotated as amylo-alpha-1,6-glucosidase and 4-alpha-glucanotransferase. Lineage: Eukaryota; Metazoa; Chordata; Mammalia; Primates; Hylobatidae. Gene Ontology annotation, biological process: glycogen biosynthetic process; glycogen catabolic process. Gene Ontology annotation, molecular function: amylo-alpha-1,6-glucosidase activity; 4-alpha-glucanotransferase activity. The record is from RefSeq and is a predicted model, not a curated record.
GCCGGUACCGCGGGAUUUUAAUGUGCAACCGUGAACUCGCAGGCUGUUAAAGGAAGGCCGCGCCUUGGCCGCUACACCUUCCCCGUGGCGGGGAGAAAGCGCAGCUCCCGGCCUCCGCCGCAGCCAGCUCCAGGUCCCCCGGCCCGGAGCGGACUGAGACGGUGCGGUGCCCACGCUCUCGCGAGACUAGCGGUCGGGGCGGGCGGGUCGAGCCUCCCGGAAAUGGGCCAGUGGUACGGUCCGCUCCCACCUGGGACGAGUGCGCGCACGGCCCGGUGGGGUCCCGGGUGUGCCCAGGAACCCGCGCGAGGCGGAGUCGCUGAGACUGCCUGCUCCUCACCCAGCUGCCUCGGCCCUACCCCGGUCGCCCGCCGCCCCUCCCUUUGCCCUUCACGGCGCCCGGCCCUCCUUGGGCUGCGGCUUCUGUGAGCGGCUGGGCAGCCAACCUUUCCCCUUCUGUUUCUCCGCGUCCCCUCCCCCCGACCGUAGCACCAGAGUCGCGGGUCCUGCAGUGCCCGAGAAGCCGCACGUAUAACUCGCUCGGCGGGUAACUCAUUCGACUGUGGAGUUCUUUUAAUUCUUCUGAAAGAUUUCAAAUCCUCUAGAAGCCAAAAUGGGGCACAGUAAACAGAUUCGAAUUUUACUUCUGAACGAAAUGGAGAAGCUGGAAAAGACCCUCUUCAGACUUGAACAAGGGUAUGAACUACAGUUCCGAUUAGGCCCAACUUUACAGGGAAAAGCAGUUACCGUGUAUACAAAUUACCCAUUUCCUGGAGAAACAUUUAAUAGAGAAAAAUUCCGUUCUCUGGAUUGGGAAAAUCCAACAGAAAGAGAAGAUGAUUCUGAUAAAUACUGUAAAAUUAAUCUGCAACAAUCCGGUUCAUUUCAGUAUUAUUUCCUUCAAGGAAAUGAGAAAAGUGGUGGAGGUUACAUAGUUGUGGACCCCAUUUUACGUGUUGGUGCUGAUAAUCAUGUGCUACCCUUGGACUGUGUUACUCUUCAGACAUUUUUAGCUAAGUGUUUGGGACCUUUUGAUGAAUGGGAAAGCAGACUUAGGGUUGCAAAAGAAUCAGGCUACAACAUGAUUCAUUUUACCCCACUGCAGACUCUUGGACUAUCUAGGUCAUGCUAUUCCCUUGCCAAUCAGUUAGAAUUAAAUCCUGACUUUUCAAGACCUAAUAGAAAGUGUACCUGGAAUGAUGUUGGACAGCUAGUGGAAAAAUUAAAAAAGGAAUGGAAUGUUAUUUGUAUUACUGAUGUUGUCUACAAUCAUACUGCUGCUAAUAGUAAAUGGAUCCAGGAACAUCCAGAAUGUGCCUAUAAUCUUGUGAAUUCUCCACACUUAAAACCUGCCUGGGUCUUAGACAGAGCACUUUGGCGUUUCUCCUGUGAUGUUGCAGAAGGGAAAUACAAAGAAAAGGGAAUACCUGCUUUGAUUGAAAAUGAUCACCAUAUGAAUUCCAUCCGAAAAAUAAUUUGGGAGGAUAUUUUUCCAAAGCUUAAACUCUGGGAAUUUUUCCAAGUAGAUGUCAACAAAGCGGUUGAGCAAUUUAGAAGACUUCUUACACAAGAAAAUAGGCGAGUAACCAAGUCUGAUCCAAACCAACAUCUUACGAUUAUUCAAGAUCCUGAAUACAGACGGUUUGGCUGUACUGUAGAUAUGAACAUUGUACUAACGACUUUCAUACCACAUGACAAUGGGCCAGCAGCAAUUGAAGAAUGCUGUAAUUGGUUUCGUAAGAGAAUUGAGGAAUUAAAUUCAGAGAAGCAUCAACUCAUUAACUAUCAUCAGGAACAGGCAGUUAAUUGCCUUUUGGGAAAUGUGUUUUAUGAACGACUGGCUGGCCAUGGUCCAAAACUAGGACCUGUCACUAGAAAGCAUCCUUUAGUUACCAGGUAUUUUACUUUCCCAUUUGAAGAGACGGACUUCUCCAUGGAAGAAUCUAUGAUUCAUCUCCCAAAUAAAGCUUGUUUUCUGAUGGCACACAAUGGAUGGGUAAUGGGAGAUGAUCCUCUUCGAAACUUUGCUGAACCGGGUUCAGAAGUUUACCUAAGGAGAGAACUUAUUUGCUGGGGAGACAGUGUUAAAUUACGCUAUGGGAAUAAACCAGAGGACUGUCCUUAUCUCUGGGCACACAUGAAAAAAUACACUGAAAUAACUGCAACUUAUUUCCAGGGAGUGCGUCUUGAUAACUGCCACUCAACCCCUCUUCAUGUAGCUGAGUACAUGUUGGAUGCUGCUAGGAAUUUGCAACCCAAUUUAUAUGUAGUAGCUGAACUGUUCACAGGAAGUGAAGAUCUGGACAAUGUCUUUGUUACUAGACUGGGCAUUAGUUCCUUAAUAAGAGAGGCAAUGAGUGCAUAUAAUAGUCAUGAAGAGGGCAGAUUAGUUUACCGAUAUGGAGGAGAACCUGUUGGAUCCUUUGUUCAGCCCUGUUUGAGGCCUUUAAUGCCAGCUAUUGCACAUGCCCUGUUUAUGGAUAUUACGCAUGAUAAUGAGUGUCCUAUUGUGCAUAGAUCAGCGUAUGAUGCUCUUCCAAGUACUACAAUUGUUUCUAUGGCGUGUUGUGCUAGUGGAAGUACAAGAGGCUAUGAUGAAUUAGUGCCUCAUCAGAUUUCAGUGGUUUCUGAAGAACGGUUUUACACUAAGUGGAAUCCUGAAGCAUUGCCUUCAAAUACAGGUGAAGUUAAUUUCCAAAGCGGCAUUAUUGCAGCCAGGUGUGCUAUCAAUAAACUUCAUCAGGAGCUUGGAGCCAAGGGUUUUAUUCAGGUGUAUGUGGAUCAAGUUGAUGAAGACAUAGUGGCAGUAACAAGACACUCACCUAGCAUCCAUCAGUCUGUUGUGGCUGUAUCUAGAACUGCUUUCAGGAAUCCCAAGACUUCAUUUUACAGCAAGGAAGUACCUCAAAUGUGCAUCCCUGGCAAAAUUGAAGAAGUAGUUCUUGAAGCUAGAACUAUUGAGAGAAACACGAAACCUUAUAGGAAGGAUGAGAAUUCAAUCAAUGGAAUGCCAGAUAUCACAGUAGAAAUUAGAGAACAUAUUCAGCUUAAUGAAAGUAAAAUUGUUAAACAAGCUGGAGUUGCCACAAAAGGGCCCAAUGAAUAUAUUCAAGAAAUAGAAUUUGAAAACUUGUCUCCAGGAAGUGUUAUUAUAUUCAGAGUUAGUCUUGAUCCACAUGCACAAGUUGCUGUUGGAAUUCUUCGAAAUCAUCUGACACAGUUCAGUCCUCACUUUAAAUCUGGGAGCCUAGCUGUUGACAAUUCAGAUCCUAUAUUAAAAAUUCCUUUUGCUUCUAUUGCCUCCAGAUUAACUUUGGCUGAGCUAAAUCAGAUCCUUUACCGAUGUGAAUCAGAAGAAAAGGAAGAUGGUGGAGGGUGCUAUGACAUACCAAACUGGUCAGCCCUUAAAUAUGCAGGUCUUCAAGGUUUAAUGUCUGUAUUGGCAGAAAUAAGACCAAAGAAUGACUUGGGGCAUCCUUUUUGUAAUAAUUUGAGAUCUGGAGAUUGGAUGAUUGACUAUGUCAGUAACCGGCUUAUUUCACGAUCAGGAACUAUUGCUGAAGUUGGUAAAUGGUUGCAGGCUAUGUUCUUCUACCUGAAGCAGAUCCCACGUUACCUUAUCCCAUGUUACUUUGAUGCUAUAUUAAUUGGUGCAUAUACCACUCUUCUGGAUACAGCAUGGAAGCAGAUGUCAAGCUUUGUUCAGAAUGGUUCAACCUUUGUGAAACACCUUUCAUUGGGUUCAGUUCAACUGUGUGGAGAAGGAAAAUUCCCUUCCCUGCCAAUUCUUUCACCUGCCCUAAUGGAUGUACCUUAUAGGUUAAAUGAGAUCACAAAAGAAAAGGAGCAAUGUUGUGUUUCUCUAGCUGCAGGCUUACCUCAUUUUUCUUCUGGUAUUUUCCGCUGCUGGGGAAGGGAUACUUUUAUUGCACUUAGAGGUAUACUGCUAAUUACUGGACGCUAUGUAGAAGCCAGGAAUAUUAUUUUAGCAUUUGCUGGUACCCUGAGGCAUGGUCUCAUUCCUAAUCUACUGGGUGAAGGAACUUAUGCCAGAUACAAUUGUCGGGAUGCUGUGUGGUGGUGGCUGCAGUGUAUCCAGGAUUACUGUAAAAUGGUUCCAAAUGGUCUAGACAUUCUCAAGUGCCCAGUUUCCAGAAUGUAUCCUACAGAUGAUUCUGCUCCUUUGCCUGCUGGCACACUGGAUCAGCCAUUGUUUGAAGUCAUACAGGAAGCAAUGCAAAAACACAUGCAGGGCAUACAGUUCCGAGAAAGGAAUGCUGGUCCCCAGAUAGAUCGAAACAUGAAGGACGAAGGUUUUAAUAUAACUGCAGGAGUUGAUGAAGAAACAGGAUUUGUUUAUGGAGGAAAUCGUUUCAAUUGCGGCACAUGGAUGGAUAAAAUGGGAGAAAGUGACAGAGCUAGAAACAGAGGAAUCCCAGCCACACCAAGAGAUGGGUCUGCUGUGGAAAUUGUGGGCCUGAGUAAAUCUGCUGUUCGCUGGUUGCUGGAAUUAUCCAAAAAAAAUAUUUUCCCUUAUCAUGAAGUCACAGUAAAAAGACAUGGAAAGGCUGUAAAGGUCUCAUAUGAUGAGUGGAACAGAAAAAUACAAGACAACUUUGAAAAGCUAUUUUAUGUUUCAGAAGACCCUUCAGAUUUAAAUGAAAAGCAUCCAAAUCUGGUUCACAAACGUGGCAUAUACAAAGAUAGUUAUGGAGCUUCAAGUCCUUGGUGUGACUAUCAGCUCAGGCCUAAUUUUACCAUAGCAAUGGUUGUGGCCCCUGAGCUCUUUACUACAGAAAAAGCAUGGAAAGCUUUGGAGAUUGCAGAAAAAAAAUUGCUUGGUCCCCUUGGCAUGAAAACUUUAGAUCCAGAUGAUAUGGUUUACUGUGGAAUUUAUGACAAUGCAUUAGACAAUGACAACUACAAUCUUGCUAAAGGUUUCAAUUAUCACCAAGGACCUGAGUGGCUGUGGCCUAUUGGGUAUUUUCUUCGUGCAAAAUUAUAUUUUUCCAGAUUGAUGGGCCCGGAGACUACUGCAAAGACUAUAGUUUUGGUUAAAAAUGUUCUUUCCCGACAUUAUGUUCAUCUUGAGAGAUCCCCUUGGAAAGGACUUCCAGAACUGACCAAUGAGAAUGCCCAAUACUGUCCUUUCAGCUGUGAAACACAAGCCUGGUCAAUUGCUACUAUUCUUGAGACACUUUAUGAUUUAUAAUUGAUUACAGAUAUUAAGUAUGCAAUUACUUGUAUUAUAGGAUGCAAGGUCAUCAUGUAAAUGCCUUAUAUGCACAGGCUCAAGUCAUUUUAAAAAUCUCAUUUAUUAUAAUAUUGAUGCUCAAUCAGGUAAGAUUGUAAAAGCAUUGAUUUUUUUUUUAAUGUACAGAGGUAGAUUUCAAUUUGAAUCAGAAAGAAAGAUCAUUGCCAGUGAAAUGUGUUUGAGUUCAGUAAGAAUUAUUCAAAUGCCUAGAAAUCCAGAGUUUGAAAAGGAAAAAUCAUGUCAUCUUCUAUUUGUACAGAAAUGAAAAUAAAAUAUGAAAAUAUAAUAAUGAAAGAAAUGAAAAGAUAGCUUUUAAUUGUGGUAUAUAUAAUCUUCAGUAACAAUACAUACUGAAUACACUGUGGUUCAUUAAUGUUAUUACCACUUACUGUAGUAUUCUUAAUACAAUGCUCACUGCAUUUAAUAAAUAUUUAAUAAAUGGUGAAUGAUAGAAGUUUCCAUCUACAAUAUAUGUUCCUAAAUGGAGCACAGAUGUUCAAACUAUGCUUUCAUUUUUUCACUGAUGUAUUAAUUUUUGUGUAAUGAAUGCCAACAGUAUAUUUUAUAUGAUUUACUUAUGUAAGGAAAUAUGCAAAGCAUUGGGAAAUUUAUUUCCUAAAAACAGUUUUGUAAAAUUAAUAUUGAGUUCUAGUUUUAUAAGAUAGCUUACAUUUUCAAAAUGGAAAUUGUUGGUCAUAUUUCUAGAACUUUAAAGAAAAAAUGUUAUAUUAGUUUUCUAAAACUCAACUAUCUUUAGUCAUGUUCAAAAAUCUAUUGCUAGAUCAUAGUAGAUACUGGUUUUCUAUUAACUCAAAACCUACAUUGACAAGUUUAACAUUGAGAAGAAUCUUAAUAAAAAUAUGGAUAUGAAUUCAGUAGAUAUCUUAAAUUCAAUAAAAUCACUGGAAGUUUUUCAUGAUAACUUAUUUUAAGAUACCUUAAAAAUCUUAAAGUCACAAAAGGAAAAAGGUUUUAACAUUUAUAUGAGUUAACGUUUUUUCAUAGAACUUAUUUCCUAGAUAGAAUUUUGUACCAUUUUUUACUGUUUUCUUAAGAAAACAGUUAAAUCAUUAUGCAUUCAGUUGGAAGAAAGUAGUUGCAAGAAUUCUUUCAUUGCUAUAUAAUAUUCAGUGGCUCAUUUAUAGCUAAUAAAAUAAUGGUAUUUUAAAGUAAUGCUACUUUUAAAGUAGCAUUUUUUUAGUUAGUUUACAGGUUACAUACCCAAAACCUUAACUAUGACUAAGAAAUUAAAGAAGAAAACCAGCAAACUAAAACAUCUGGGCAGCAAAAAUUGAUAAAUUCUUCAGAUGUCAAAUACCCAUGCUUGAAAGCUCAUGUAAUUUACUUUAAGAUUAUCUGCCUGCUCUUCUUCAAAGCUGACCUUGCUUUAGAAAUAGUUUUAACUAGCUUAGUUUUCUGGUUUCCAAAACUAAAACAGAUUAAAUCCUACAAAUUUAAGGACAGUUGUGACAGUAAUCUGAGACCACUAUCUAUAAAUACAUUGGUUUCCAAAUCUCCCUUUCUUCUUCAUUUCCUUCCUUGUUCAAUAUAUAACCUUCUCUAAACUGUGUGGGUAAAAGGAAUGACUGUCCUUGAGAGAACCAUUAGUUCAUCAAAGGUUUAUGUAGUUUUGUUGCUGUAGCCUAACUUUGAUAUUAAGGGAGGUAAGAAAGGUAACAGAAAACCAGCAUAUUUAAUCAAAGCAAGAAGUAAUCACUGACAGUUAAAUGUGACCAAAAAAAUUAAAAGUUCACAAUUUUUUUAAUGUAGCCAUUUGGGGUUAUCUCUAGUAAGGCAGAUACCCACGUUGGUAAACUUUUAGGAUAUUGUGUUACACUAGAAAACUAAGUGGUUCAUAUUUCUAAUGAGGAAGAUUAAUGAAAGAACAUUGUUAUAUUCUGCAUGGUAUAUUUUAAAGUUUAAGAAGGCAUGUUAAACAUUAUUUCCUCUAUGGUAGUUAAAAUACAGAAUUAGAUUUUUAACAGGUGUCAUUUGACUAAAGAACGUUUAGGUAGAAUGCUUCAUACUUGAGUGAUGCUGGAUAAGGUAGUAUUAUAUUAUAUUUCAACAAUGGACUAUGCCUUGGUUUUUCACUAAUCAAAAUCAAAAUUACUCUUUAACAUGAUAAAUGAAUUUGCCAGUUUAGUAUGCUGUGGUAUUUUAGAAAGUUUUCAAAGAUAAUUGGGAAAACAUGAGACUGAUCAUGUUUAUGAAUAUUGUAACAUGUGAAUUGUGAUCCAUUUCUGAUAUGUCUUGAACUACUGUGUCUAGUGGGCAAAUGUCAUUGUUACCUCUGUGUGUUAAGAAAAUAAAAAUAUUUU